GUACGCCAUCCCCUCCGCCCUCCCGCACCGGAAGUGCCACGAGCUUUUCUUCCCCGCUGCCUCCGCAACCGGAAGCCGUUGUGCGCUUCUCACUCGUCCCCCUGGGCCGGUGGGGCUGGACUGGGCCGCGGUCCCAGCGCUGCCGGUGGCGCGGCGGCGGUGUCGGAAGCCCCGCGGUUUUCUUGUGAAUGGAUAUCACCUGAAUCCUCCUACAAGAGUUUAAAUUGCUUGUAAGCAUACCCUAAAUAUGAGUGGCUCCAAACCUGACAUUCUUUGGGCCCCACACCAUGUUGACCGUUUUGUUGUAUGUGAUUCAGAAUUAAGUCUUUACCACAUUGAAUCUGCUGUAAGUUCAGAACUGAAGGCAGGGUCCCUGCGGUUAUCAGAAGAAACUACAGCUACCUUACUGUCAAUAAAUUCAGAUACACCAUAUAUGAAAUGUGUGGCUUGGUAUCCAAAAUAUGAUCCUGAAUGUCUUCUCGCUGUUGGACAGGCCAACGGUCGAGUGGUACUUACUAGCCUUGGUCAAGAUCACAACUCAAAAUCUAAAGAUUUGAUAGGCAAAGAGUUUGUUCCCAAGCAUGCACGACAGUGUAAUACCCUAGCAUGGAAUCCACUAGACAGUAAUUGGCUUGCUGCUGGGUUAGAUAAACACCGGGCUGACUUUUCAGUAUUGAUCUGGGAUAUUAGUAGCAAAUAUGCCCCAGAGACUGCAGUUGCUACAGAGAAGGUGAGACUUUCAGCAGGAGAUGCAGAAGCAGGACUGGUAGUAACAAAGCCACUUUAUGAAUUAGGACAGAAUGAUGCUUGUCUCUCUCUUUGUUGGCUUCCACGGGAUCAGAAGCUUCUUUUAGCUGGAAUGCACCGAAAUCUUGCUAUCUUUGAUCUAAGGAAUACAAGCCAAAAAAUAUUUGUAAACACCAAGGCUGUUCAGGGAGUGACUGUCGAUCCAUAUUUCCAUGAUCGUGUAGCUUCUUUUUAUGAAGGUCAGGUUGCCAUUUGGGAUUUAAGAAAGUUUGAAAAGCCUGUUUUGACCUUGACAGAGCAACCAAAACCUCUAACAAAAGUAGCAUGGUGUCCAACAAGAACUGGACUGUUAGCUACUUUAACAAGGGACAGUAAUAUCAUUAGAUUGUAUGACAUGCAGCAUACUCCUACACCUAUUGGAGAUGAAACUGAGCCUACAAUAAUUGAAAGAAGCGUCCAACCAUGUGAAAACUACAUUGCUUCGUUUGCCUGGCAUCCCACAAGUCAAAAUCGAAUGGUGGUAGUGACUCCCAAUAGGACGAUGUCUGACUUCACAGUUUUUGAAAGGAUUUCUCUUGCAUGGAGUCCAGUAACAUCUUUAAUGUGGGCUUGUGGACGACAUUUAUAUGAAUGUACAGAAGAAGGAAAGGCUAGUUCCUUGGAAAAAGACAUAGCUACCAAAAUGCGGCUCAGAGCUCUGUCAAGAUACGGUCUUGAUACUGAACAAGUUUGGAGAAAUCACCUCCUAGCUGGAAAUGAGGAUCCUCAGCUGAAAUCACUUUGGUACACUCUGCAUUUUAUGAAGCAAUAUACUGAAGAUAUGGAUCAAAAACUUUCAGGAAACAAAGGUCCCUUAGUUUAUGCUGGCAUUAAGUCAAUUGUGAAGUCAUCUUUGGGAACAACAGAGAACCUCAGACACAGUAGGAGUGGAUCUGAUAGACAGGCAGAUAUUAUUCAGUAUCUCAGUGAGGAGAGAUCCUUGGCUUUGCAGCUCUGUGGGUGGAUAAAGAAGGGAACAGACUUAGAUGUGGAACCUUUUUUAAAUUCAUUGGAACAGGAAGGAGAUUGGGAGCGCGCUGCUGCUGUAGCACUUUUCAACUUGGACAUACGGCGAGCAAUACAAAUCCUAAAUAAAGGUGCUUCCUCGGGAAAAGGUGAUCUGAACCUUAAUGUAGUAGCAAUGGCUCUGUCAGGCUACACAGAUGAGAAGAACUCACUUUGGAGAGAAAUGUGCAGCACUCUAAGACUGCAACUGAACAAUCCCUACUUGUGUGCCAUGUUUGCUUUUCUGACAAGUGAAUCAGGUUCAUAUGAUGGUGUUUUGUAUGAAAAUAAUGUAGCUGUGCGAGACAGAGUGGCAUUUGCUUGUAAGUUCCUCAGUGAUGCUCAGUUGAAUAGGUUUAUUGAAAAGCUGACGAAUGAAAUGAAAGAUGCUGGGAAUUUGGAGGGAAUACUGUUAACAGGACUGACAAAAGAUGGAGUGGACUUGAUGGAAAGUUAUGUUGACAGAACUGGAGAUGUCCAGACAGCAAGCUAUUGUAUGUUGCAGGGCUCUCCAUCAGAUGUACUUAAGGAUGAGAGGGUUCAGUAUUGGAUUGAGAACUACAGGAAUCUCUUAGAUGCUUGGAGAUUUUGGCACAAACGUGCAGAAUUUGAUAUACACAGGAGUAAGCUGGAUCCCAGUUCAAAACCUUUAGCCCAGGUGUUUGUGAGUUGCAAUUUCUGUGGAAAGUCAAUUUCUUACAGCUGUUCAGCUAUUCCUCAUCAGGGACGAGGUUUUUCCCAGUACGGAGUUAGCGGUUCACCAACCAAGUCAAAGGUUACAAGCUGUCCUGGUUGUCGUAAACCCCUUCCUCGCUGUGCACUUUGCUUGAUAAAUAUGGGAACACCAGUUUCUAGCUGUCCAGGAGGAUCCAAGUCUGAUGAAAAAGUGGAUCUUAGCAAAGACAAGAAGUUAGCCCAGUUCAACAACUGGUUUACCUGGUGCCACAACUGCAGACAUGGUGGACACGCUGGGCAUAUGCUCAGCUGGUUCAGGGACCAUACUGAGUGCCCAGUUUCUGCCUGUUCAUGUAAGUGUAUGCAGUUGGACACAACAGGGAAUCUUAUUCCAGCAGAGACUGUCCAAGCAUAAAUACUAAGUUUGAAAAUGUGGGGUGCUCUGAUGGAUUUCCAUAACAGUCCAAGCAUAUAUUUUAGAAAGUUGCUUGUGACUCACUGACUGUAAAAAAAUAAAUUGCUAACAGAUUAAUAAACUGGUGUGUGUAUGACUGUGCUUGGUGGAAGCAGAUACUCCUGAAAUGAGCCAACAAGCCUCUGCAUAUAUUAUGUGGGCUUUCUUCAGUAGGCUAAAGCAGUUCAGCUCAAAAGCACUCCUAGGAGUUCUGCUAAAAUUCAAAGCACUUUUAACAAAGUUUUCAGGGUAGUGCCCUUAUGUCCGUUUUCCAAAAAAAAGUUUAUAUGCUGUGUUUAGUGAAAGUGGGCCUCCAAAAUAAACACCUGAAGAGUGUUCUUUCGAAGAUCUCACGGUCAUGCUGUGGAUUCCUCCUUUCAUUCAUUGAUCACUCUUGUAUGCAGUCAUUUUCUUCUAAAGUGCUACUACUAAUUGUAUUCUAAAGAUUGUUAUUUUAAAGAAAAGUCCAUUUCUUUCUGUUCUCAAGUUCUGUUAAUAGUAAAGCAGAUCUUUGCAAUUCAAGAUCUUACAAGAUAUACCUACCUACCUAGCUGAUGUAAAUUUUAAUGGUAGCAGUUUGGGGGGGGGAGUUGACCCUAACAAGACAUCUGCAUCCUGGAGGAGAGUUCCCUGAAAAUCAUGUGUCAGUUUCAGGGCAAAGUGCAGGUAAACUAUAGGGUAAACUGAUUGGGUUAAAUUAUUUUUAAUAUAGUGCUGUGAAGAUCUGAAAUCUCAAAGACUGGAGACUUGUAAAUAUUCAGUUUUAAACUACAUGCUGAGUCUUGACUACAAAUGAAUAGCAAAGAUAUUUGAAUGCUAAAGACGUCUGGAUAAUUGGGAUUUACCUGUGCUUCUGAAAUAUGCUGGGAAGUGUGAAAUGAACCAGUAAAUGGUUUUUUCCUUGUUAGAGUAUUUAUUUCUCUUUCCAGUAUUUUUGCACACCUGCUUCAGGUCACUAGAGAUAACACCAGUUUCCUCCCCAAAAGUUGCACAGCUUUAGGUCAUUGACUAAAAGUAGUUGUAGAUAUAUUACCAGCUGAAAGUGAGAUUAUUUAUGAACUCAUGAGAAAGUCAAUGAUACUUGCUAGUACUGUGCUAGGAGCUAAUCAGUAUUGUUGUCCUUGAUUUUUGUAGGCAACAAAAUUCACACAAAUUAGGGAAAAAAUCUGUUUUAAGGUAUGUGAUAAUAACAUCAGUUUAUUUGGUGUGUGUUUAUUUAAGUAACUCAUUAAGUAAAUGAGUUACUUAAAACUUGUGUGCUAUGAAAUACUAAAUGGAAUGCUAGCAAUAAACUGGUACCAUAUUGCCAGGACUGUGAAAACUGGUGUUUUGAAAGGGAAUAUACUGUUAUAUACCAUUAAUUUUAAGCACGUAGUGUGGUUGCAACAAGAUAGAAUGCAAAAACAUAUUUUCUGUAGAUGUACAUAAUGAUGCAUCAUUUGGGACUUUUAGUUAUGUUUUCUGAUUUUAAUGUUGGUGUUGUAAAUACAUGUUACAUUUACUCUGAUCUAAAAUUCGUGCCAAGCGACAGACAUUUUUAAGUUCAAAUCUAAGAGGUACUUGAAAUUUUAAGUCAGCUUGUCAUAGAAGACCAGUAAAUGUUUUUGUUUUGUUAGAAUAUUUAUUUCUCUUUCCAGUAUUUUUGCAGCUGUUAAGAGAGCUUUGUCAAUCUAAAAUGUCCUCCAUUAAUAAAUGUAAACUGGGGUUUAAUACUCUGUGUAAAUAUAGGCAAUAAAACUUUCAUCUAAUGGCAACGAGGAUUUGUAAGUGUCAAGCAUAUGCUUUUAUUCCUCUGCUGUAACAAUGAUUAGCAAAUUUUCCUGAGAAAUUCCAUGUCUAGUUGAAUGCAACUAAUUUACAAUGUCUCAUUUUCUUACAUGAAGAAAACUCAUUUACAACAUUGUAGAGUUGACUAUACCUGUUUGUGUCAAAUUCUAACAUUUCAUUAAAUUAGAAGCAUACUUUGAUUCUCAGCAUGUCUUUGAAACAUUUUGGAUUAUGAAUGAGUGUAUAUUCUGACCCAGUAUAAGUAGUACCAGCUUUGGCUAUUGUAGUCUGUAUUCAAGCUUUCAGGCCAAUAAUUUCACUGUUUGCAAAAGGUUAGUAUAAAAUGAGAGGUGUGUGCUUUUAAUCAUCAAUUUUUUUCUUGCUUUGCUUUUAAAUUAAUAAAAUUUGUUUUGUGUG
Messenger RNA from Dromaius novaehollandiae (emu), 5104 nucleotides. RefSeq names its product meiosis regulator for oocyte development (gene MIOS). Gene Ontology annotation, cellular component: cytoplasm. Gene Ontology annotation, molecular function: protein binding. The record is from RefSeq and is a predicted model, not a curated record. The coding region runs from base 248 to 2881 and encodes 877 amino acids. Gene Ontology annotation, biological process: cellular response to amino acid starvation; positive regulation of TORC1 signaling. The transcript is spliced from 11 exons. Lineage: Eukaryota; Metazoa; Chordata; Aves; Casuariiformes; Dromaiidae.